Messenger RNA from Rana temporaria (common frog), 914 nucleotides. RefSeq lists its product as uncharacterized. NCBI's taxonomy places the organism in Eukaryota, Metazoa, Chordata, Amphibia, Anura, Ranidae. The transcript has 10 exons. The record is from RefSeq and is a predicted model, not a curated record. Bases 16 to 840 code for a protein of 274 amino acids.
CGUUGGGGAAUAGAGAUGGAGCGUUCCGUGUCCUGUGUCCUCCUGCUGCUCUGCGGACUCUGGAGCUCGGUGUGUCCAGUUGCUCUCGCAAUUAAUGAAACGGUGGGCCGUGAUGUCACUCUGACGCCUCAUUAUACCGGAGAUCCCUCAGAGAUCAACUGGAAGAUAAAUGGUAACAAACUGGUGGACAUGGAACUGAGGCCCCGGGUGGAUAUUGUAUUUUACCAUCUUCAGGACAGAGCGACUAUCAAUCAUACCGAUGGAGUGCUGACCAUAAGGAAGCUGACUAAGGGGGACUCCGGGGUCUACAAGGCCGAGGUUUUGGUGAAUAAUGUUUAUCAAGUAACAGAAAUAAAUCUCAUGGUUCUGGAUGAGAGCGUCACACCCGCAUUCACCAGCAGCACGGGUCCACCAAACAUCCAUGUAACAAGUCCUUCAUUCAGCAGAAGCCAUGGCCCCCCGGAAACCAAAAAAACAAAGUCUCACACAGAAGGCCCCUCAUCCAGAAUCACCACACACUCAACCAAAGUAAAACAAUCUGGAAUGUCAGCCUCCACCAGAACAGUCAUUUUAGUUGUCUUCGGUCUGGUUGUGAUGGGGGUCAUUUUAGGCUGUUUAUUAUGGUGUUUUUGUUCCGGGAAAAAAAGAAAACAGACUUAUAAUACAACGGAUCUCUACACCGCUGGACUGUUGGGUGCAGAAAAGAGCGAAGAAACAGAAGCUGGGAAUGAUGUGAAAUCCGGAGUGAGGGGAUCUUCUUUGGAUGCAUCAGAAACAGAAGAAAGUGAAGUCGGAGAUUAUGUGCAACCAGAAGAGGAUGAACCAGUAACAGUUCUGUGACAUCUUCUGGAGUGAAGAACCUGAAGAGGACAUUGUGACCCUUUGUUAUCAUCACAUUGAGGAAAUAAUUUCAU